AUGUCCCUUGUCCCUGUUGACACCACGCUGAAGGUGCCUCCUCCGGAUCCCGUUCAGGAACCGCCAAAAGUCGCUAUAACGCCAUGCGAAGGACUUCCCGUACGCUACUACUUUGAAGGAGGACUGCGUCGCGUCUACCCAUACCAUUACACCUACAAUACACACUGCAAGGAGCGCUGGCGAAACAGGGAGCUGAUAGAUAUCUUCACCUCUGAAUUCCGCGACCGUGAACCGGGCUACUACAGAAAGGCCCUCGAAAGCGGCAACGUCUGCGUAAACGGAAAGCCCGCGGGCCCGCACACCGUCCUCAAGAAUGGCGAAGUCAUCUCGCACACCCUCCACCGACACGAACCCCCCGUCACAGGAAACGAAAUCGGUAUCAUCCAUGAGUCCGAGGAUCUGCUCGUCAUUGACAAGCCAGCCGGCGUGCCCGUCCACUCAACGGGGCGGUACCACUACAACUCCGUCAUGGAGAUCUUGCGCAUCCAGAACGGCGGCGCGUAUGUCCCGCGCCCUUGUAACCGACUGGACCGACUUACAUCUGGUGUCAUGUUUGUCGGAAAAACGGUGCAGGGUGCCGAUCGGAUGACUGUUAAGCUGAGGGAGCGGACGGUACAGAAGGAAUACGUUGCGCGCGUGAAGGGGCGGUUCCCGGACGGGGUGACGGUUGUCGACCAACCCAUCAUGAGCGUGAGCCCGAAAGUCGGCCUGAACCGCGUCCGCGCCACAGGGAAGGAAGCGAAGACAAAGUUCAGACGGUUGGCGUAUUAUCCACCGCCGUCCCCUACGACCCCUCCGGCGGAGGGCGAAGGCGAUAGGCCCGCAACACCGCCGCCCUCUUACGUCAACGAAAGCGAAGGCUACAGCAUCGUGCACUGCUUCCCGCUUACCGGGCGGACGCACCAGAUCCGCGUGCAUUUGCAGUUUCUGGGACACCCGAUCAGCAAUGAUCCGAUUUACAGUAAUCGGCGGGUGUUUGGGCCGGAGCUCGGGAAGGAUGAUGACAGCGCUGAGAUGGAUGACGAGAUUGUCGAACGCCUGAUGGCAAUGGGGCGGACGGAGGUUCCUGAUAUUGGGCCUGUCGAGGCGAAGAAGACGAAACCGUCUGAGACGGAGACGCCCAAAGAACUCUCAUCGCCCGAGCCCGCGCAAGAACAAGAACAAGAACAACAGAAACCAUCAUCAGGCCAAGGCUCCACCUCCGAAAAGAAAGAACAAGCCUCCUACCGCACGCACUUCACAACACCGCCCCUCCUACCCCCUGGAACAUCGCCAUCCGUUGUGGAAGCAAUAAUGACAAAAGAGCACGAGGAGGCCGUAGCCACCUACGAACGCCGCAAAGGCGAGCGAUUGUCAGGAGAGAAGUGCGACGUCUGCGGCACAGAACUCUACACGGACCCGGGCGUCCACGAGCUCGGCAUCUUCCUGCACGCCGUCGCGUACGGCGAUGCGCACGGGGAAUGGAAGUACCGCAGUAAGAUGCCGAGCUGGGCAAGACCGCCUAGGGGCGUGGAGGGGCCGACGGGGGUGCCGGAGUGGGUUGAGGAUGUGGAAAAUGAGGUUGUUUAUGGGGAUGGCGUUGUGAGGGAGUUUGGGGUUGAGGAUGAGGGGGUUGGGCAGGGUGGGAAGUCGGGGAAGAAGGGGAAGGGCAGUGUAAGUGUUGCGGCGCUUGUUGAGGGGGUGGGGAUGGUUGAUAUUUCGGAGAAGAGGCAGGCUGAGGAGAUUGCUGCUUCUGCUGCUGCUGGUGAGAGUGCGUGA
This is a messenger RNA of Aspergillus mulundensis, 1758 nucleotides long. RefSeq names its product pseudouridine synthase family protein. Gene Ontology annotation, biological process: pseudouridine synthesis. The record is from RefSeq and is a predicted model, not a curated record. Bases 1 to 1758 code for a protein of 585 amino acids. The transcript has 2 exons. NCBI's taxonomy places the organism in Eukaryota, Fungi, Ascomycota, Eurotiomycetes, Eurotiales, Aspergillaceae. Gene Ontology annotation, molecular function: pseudouridine synthase activity; RNA binding.